Molecule: messenger RNA, 610 nt
Organism: Emiliania huxleyi CCMP1516
Lineage: Eukaryota; Haptophyta; Isochrysidales; Noelaerhabdaceae
Exons: 1
Coding region: 58-459 (133 amino acids)
Source: RefSeq, a predicted model, not a curated record
CCAGAGCUCGCCGAACAGCGACUUGCUGCCCCUUUGGCAUCCCUCUCCAUCACAAGAAUGAGUUCACCUCCGGAGGUCGUGAUCGCAGAGGGCAUCCCGAUCGGCGCCCCCACCGCCCCGGCCCAGGGUUGCACCACCGGAUCCUCCAACGUCCCCGUCGCUGUCGCGCAUCCCAUCGAGGGCCGCCCCGUCGAGCCGCGGAGAAUCGCGCACAUCUUUGAGGCAGAAAUGGGCGCCGCCAAUCCAGCACUCCCGCCACCGGGGGCUCCGCCGGGCGGGCGCUACGCCGAGGCUGCCUUCUUCGGCGGCAACUCGCUCCUGUGCUGCUUCCUUAUGUGCCUGCUCGCGCCACCGCUCGCGCUCCUGGUGCCGUGCUUCCCGUGCGACCGCAUGUGGGUUUACGUGUCACCGGACGGAUCAGCAUGGGACCCUUCUACGGGCAGGCUUGUCGGCUAUUAGUGUGAGUCCGUGCGUGAACGGGCCGAGCCGUGCGCGCAGCUUGCGGCCGUCGCGCGCGAGGUGAGUGCGAUGCUUUCUCCUGCUGUCGUGUGUGCGUUUUCCAUCUUGUGAUAUACUCUUUUGGUGUUUCGAAACACGUGACGCAAACUUC